Messenger RNA from Hirsutella rhossiliensis, 4347 nucleotides. RefSeq names its product AAA domain-containing protein. The record is from RefSeq and is a predicted model, not a curated record. The transcript has 11 exons. Lineage: Eukaryota; Fungi; Ascomycota; Sordariomycetes; Hypocreales; Ophiocordycipitaceae. The coding region runs from base 1 to 4347 and encodes 1448 amino acids.
AUGGACGAGAUCCAUGUCUCGUGGCAGGGGCCGAAGCCGGGGCCACGCGACCUGUCGGGCCUCCUGUCGGUAAGGCGGCGGGCGGUCGAGAGGGCGCUCGUCUGGCUUAAGGAGAACAACCCGCUCUACGGCGAGGUCGAGAUCGACGUGGCGGAGAUGGAGAGCUGGGGGCGCCGCCGCACGGGUGCCGUGGUGCCGCCGACGGAGCGGGCCAUGGACGACGAGGGCGCGGUCGAGAUCGAGGAGAUCCUCGUCAUGUUAAGCCAGGGCGGGAUCCGCGGAGAGGAGCCGAGGACGUGGGUGGGGACGGCGGCCGGAGGGGCGGCGCGCGGCGGCGAUGGCGACAAGUACGAGCCCUAUAUCCAGGUACGGCGCGGCAACGAGUUCGCCGACUCGGCGGACGCCUCCUUCUUCGCCAAGACCUUCCCGACGCUAUUUCCCUUUGGCGUGGGGCCGAGGCUCGCCGACGAGGCCGCUACCCGUGGAAGCGAGACUACCGGGUGGCGGGGCCGGGCUGCCGAGGCGGAGCGGGUCGCGGAGGGCCUCACGUCGACCCGGAACAUGAACCUCAAGCAUGGGCCGACGUCGUGCUACGGCGCCACGGCGGCCGGCGUAACGAGGAAGAACUUCGCAAAGGUCGAGGGUCUACUAAAGUCGUUAACGACGCAGAGGCUCGAGGCGGCGAGGGUCGAGCUCGAGGCCACGGGCAAGACCGGCGACGACGGGCCGAUGUCGAGGGAGAGCCGCCUAAGUAUGCGGAAGAAGAUACUAUCUCUCAUCGUCAGAUACGGGGUGCCGGCCAUUUGGUUCACGCUAAACCCGAACGAUAUUACGAACCCGGUAAAGCUACGGCUGGCGGCGUACCGCGCCCGCGACCCCGAAGCGGCCGAGGCCUUCCUAAGAGAGCUAGGGACUGCGUAUAAGCGGGUGCGGCUGGCGAUAGCGGACCCGAUGAGCGCGGCCGUCUUCUUUCACCGGGAGAUAAAGCUCUUCUUCGAGCAUUACGUCGACGUCGGGGACGAGUCGGUGUUCGGGCACGUCGGGGCGUACUACGGGGCGGUAGAGACGAACGAACGAGGUGCUCUCCACCUCCACGGGCUUCUCUGGCUAAAGGGCAAUGCGCGCCUCGGCGAGGCGCUGGCCGGCGCCGGCGGCGAGGAGCAGGCAGCGUACCGGGAGCGAAUAAUCCGCUACGUAGACAGCGUCUUCUCCGAGGAGCUAGACGCAGAAGGGCACCACGCUGUGCAGGCGGAGCGGUCGAUCACGGCGCACAUGUCGUCGUGGCUUGACGACGUCGAGCGCUUUACGGACGCGUUCGACGAGGAGGCCAACUUCUGCGCCGGCGCGACGCAGGUCCACACGCAUAGCGCGACCUGCGUCAAGUACUCGCUCGCGGGGGCCGGUCGUAAGGGCGACCUCUGCCGUUUUAAGGCGCCCUGGAGGCUAGUAGAGAGGACGGCGCUCACGGCGGACGGCGUGCUGGAGAUCCGGCGGACACAUAGCAUGGUGAACCGGUGGAACAAGGCGAUGGCGGUAGGGCUGCGGCACAACCACGACAUCUCGUUCAUCGCGACGCAGCGCAAGACCAUGGCCCUGAUCUACUACAUCACCAACUAUGCGACUAAGGUAGAGGAACCUACGUGGAAGCGGGUGGCCGCCGCGGCCGAGUUACUCCCGACCUUAGAGCCGACAGCAGAGAGCAGUAUCCCCAGCGCCGACCGCAACGAUAGCGGGGGGAACGGAGCCGGAGAGGAGGCCGCGGCGGACCCUAUAAGGGGGAACAAGAUGAGGGUGUUCCUACUAAAGGCGGCGAACCGAAUCUUCACGGAGCGCCCGCUAUCCCAGGUCGAGGUGAUCGCCGACCUCCUGGGGUAUCCCGCGGAGUUUUGCAGCGGCGCGGCGUGGGCGUACGUGAACACGAACCAGCUCUACUGGGCCGUCUUCCGCCAGUGGCGGCACCUCCGACUGGCGAGCGGGGUAGAGGCGACGGCGAGCGACGCGCCGGACGAGACGGUCGUCGUCGAGGAGGCGGGGCCGAGGAUCUCCUUCAUCGAGGCCUACCGGCAUAGAGGCGGGCUCCUACAGGGCCUCUGUCUCUACGACUACGCGUCGCUCGUAAGGCUGAAACGGAAUGGCGGAGGCGCCGAGGGCUGCGCGGCCUGGGGCGAGAUACCCUUUAACGAGAGCUGGGCUCCGGGAAGGACUGGGCGCAAGUGCUCAGACGGCCGGGUAAGGGCGAGCGUACGCCUAGACGGGUACCUCAGUAAGGAGUUCGGCGAGGAAGACGAGGAGUCAUGUCAUCGGAGGGCGGCGGUGCAGCAUCUAGCGCUGUUCGUGCCGUGGGAGGCAUUCGUCUGCGAGGAGACGGGCGACAUCAACGAUAUCUGGGCGCGGGAGCGGGCGGCGCUGGCGCCGAGGAUCGCGCGGCUCGCGGACAACGUACAGCUGCUCCGGCGGUCGGCGGAGGACGCCAAGCGCGACGCCAGGCAAUGGGCCGCUACGACCGAGGAGGGCGAGCCGGCGGCGGCGGCACGCGCCAACGAGGGCGCGGAGGAGGCGGCCGAGGGGCGGGCAGGUGUAACGGCGCGGUCGGCGGAGCUGCUGGCGAUGACGCAGCAGCUCUGCCGGUUUCAGCAGUCGGCGCUCUCGUCGGCGGCCGAGCUCGAUGCGACGGUAAGAGCCAUCAAGUCGCAGCAGAGGAGCGCCGCGCGGGAGCGGAGCGGGCGAUCAAGGAAUCCAGGGCGGCGCGGCGGCGUCGGCGCCCGGGGCCGACCGAGUGCGGCGCUACGCGGGGUGAUGGGCGGCUUCGGCGAGGACGACGUCGAGGUGACGGCAGCGGACGCCGACGCGGGGAUGCGUGUGCGGCUCGGCCCGUCGAGCUCGUUUGUCGCCGCCGGCAGGGAGCUAGCGGGCCGGCUAACGCUUAACGAGAAGCAGUCGAUCGCCCUCCUCAUCAUAUGCCGCCAGCUCGAUCAGGCCCGGCAGGGCGGCGACGCCGGCGACAGCGGCGACGCCGGCCAGCUCUGUCUAUUCGUCGGCGGCGAGGGCGGUACCGGCAAGUCGCGCGUCAUUGAGGCGCUCGUCGAGCUGUUCGCCCAGAGGGACCUAUCGAGCCAGCUACUAAUCACGGCGACAUCGGGGACGGCGGCGGCGCGGAUCAACGGCAUCACCCUGCACUCGGCCUGCGGCCUCUUGGUCGGCCAGGGCGGCCAGGCGGGGGGGUCGGCGAGGGAGGUAGACGGGGUGCGGCUGCCGGGACAGGGCGAACGCUUCGUCGACGGCCGGUCGCGGAUGGACUGGCAGGAGAAGGAGGUGCUGGUGAUCGACGAGGUCAGCAUGCUCGGGGCGCGCACGCUGCACGCGUUCCGGCCGGUGCAGGAGCGGUCGAUCCUGCUGCCGAGCGCGGCGGUGCCGUGGGACGCGGACGGCGCGUUCGCGGCCGAGCGGCGGCGGCAGCACGAUAAGGCGCACGCGCUAUGGAGGAAGUUUACGACGGUCGUCAUGCUCGACGAGCAGAUGCGCGCCGCCGGCGACCCGGAGCUACGGCGGCUGCUCGGGCGGAUCCGGCGGGGGGAGCAGGACCGGUCGGACCUAGACCUCCUCAACUCGAGGUGCUACCGGGCGGGCAGGCGGAUACCGUGGGAGACUGGGGUGACGGUGGUGACGCCGCUUAACAGGAAUCGCUGGAACCUCAACCUAGAGGCGGCCCUCGCGUUCCGGGCCCGGCAACGGACGGCGGCGCGCAUCUUCGUCUCCGAGCAUAAGUGGAGGGACGGCACGCCGACGGAGGAGGAGGCGGUGCUGAUGCUAGGCCAGGGCGACGACAGCGCGACUCCGGUGCCGGCCGUCUUCCUCUUCGUGCCCGGCAUGCCGGUCGUCGUGAACCAGAACACGCACCAGGGGCUGAAGCUAGUGAACGGGGCCGGGUACACGGCGGUCGACGUCAUACCCGACCGGGCCUUCCCCGGCCACCGGGUCUCGGCGGAGCUGACAAUGCACUUCGGGCCGCCGGUCGGCAUGGUGCUGGCCUCGGAGACGACCAAGGAUUUCCACUUCGUGGGGAUGCCGUCCGGGACGAUCCUGCUGACGCCCAUCAGCGUCAAGAUCCAGGCCCAGCGGAAGCGGCCGUGGCAGCGGAACGACGUGCAGGGCGGGACGCUGGAGCGCGUGGCGCUGGAGCUCCGGGGGGCGAGGACGACGACCGUCGACGGGCGCGCGGUACCGUCGCCGUGCGACCCGUAUAGCCUAUACGUGCAGCUAUCGCGGUGCCCGACGCUCGACGGCAUCAUGCUCGUGUCGGAGGUGCGGGAGAGGGACCUGGUAGGAACAGGGUGCCCGAGGAGAUGA